Molecule: messenger RNA, 925 nt
Organism: Trametes versicolor FP-101664 SS1
Lineage: Eukaryota; Fungi; Basidiomycota; Agaricomycetes; Polyporales; Polyporaceae
Product: Diphthine synthase
Exons: 5
Coding region: 11-886 (291 amino acids)
Biological process (GO): protein histidyl modification to diphthamide
Molecular function (GO): diphthine synthase activity
Source: RefSeq, a predicted model, not a curated record
UGCUACAGUUAUGUUUUACAUCGUUGGACUCGGGCUCUGCGAUGAGAAAGAUAUCACCGUGCGCGGCCUAGAGGCUGUGAAGGGAUCUACGCGGGUAUAUCUGGAGGCAUAUACCAGCAUUCUGAUGGUUCAGAAAGAACGGCUGGAAGCAUUUUACGGGAAAGAACUGAUCGUGGCGGAUCGCGACAUGGUCGAGACGCAAAGCGACGAUAUCCUUGCCAACGCCGGUACAGAAGACGUCUCCCUGCUCGUCGUGGGGGACCCGUACGGCGCCACGACGCACACCGACAUCGUCCUCCGUGCGCGCGCACUGAACAUCCCUACGCGCGUGAUCCACAAUGCCUCGAUCAUGAACGCGGUGGGCGCAUGCGGCUUGCAGCUGUACAACUUCGGGCAGACGGUCUCGCUCGUGUUCUUCACGGACUCUUGGCGGCCGGACAGCUUUUACGACCGCAUCAAGGAGAAUGCGGACCUCGGCAUGCACACGCUCGUACUGCUAGACAUCAAGGUCAAGGAGCAGAGCGAAGAGAACCUUGCAAGGGGACGGAAAAUCUACGAGCCGCCGCGGUACAUGUCUAUUCCAACUGCGGUUUCGCAGCUCGUCGAGGUCGAAGAGAAGCGGCAAGGCGGGUCGCUCAAGCCUGACGAAACUCUAGCAAUAGGCCUCUCACGCGUCGGCGGCGGAUCUGAGGAGCGCGUCGUGGCAGGGACCCUUGCAGAGCUGCUAUCCCAGCCGCCCGAGGUGUUCGGGGAGCCGCUGCACAGUCUGGUCAUCGUCGGCAAGCGGGUGCACCACUUGGAGGUCGAGUAUGCGGAGAGCUUUGCAGUGAACAGGGAGACAUGGAGGGGUGUGGCACAGCGUGUGUAUGGAUGCUCCCUCGACUGAAUAAUUACAGGGACUGGGGCAGUCUCACCGAGUACACCG